This is a messenger RNA of Rotaria sordida, 234 nucleotides long. The record is from the annotation of a GenBank genome assembly. Lineage: Eukaryota; Metazoa; Rotifera; Eurotatoria; Philodinida; Philodinidae.
AUGGCUGCAUCGAAUGCCGAUAUUCUCUUAACAGUUCAAUAUAUUCAACAAAUUAGAGAUAUUCAAAAUCAGAUCCAGGGCAUCAAUAAUGCUAUUGCUGUUCGAUCCGUUGCAGGUCUAUCAUUUACUGACUUACAGCGUGCACGACGGUCACGUGAAGGAGAACUUCAGCAAGCACAACAAUCUUUAUUAACUCAUCUUACUUACAUUGCUGAAUCGACUCAAGAAAAUUAA